AUGAAUGACUUUGUUUCCAAAAACACAAAGAAGGUACCUCAUGCUCUUGCAAAUCAUAUGUCUUAUGAUAGACUUUCCCAGUCCUAUAAGAGCUAUGUUAUGAACACCUCAUGUGUUGUUGAACCAACAGGCUACUCUAAAGCCUGCAAAGAUUCUAAAUGGAUGGAAGCAAUGAAUGAAAUAGAAGCCUUGAAUUCUAACAACACUUGGGAGGUUGUUACCCUGCCUAAAGAAAAGAAGGCUAUUGGUUGCAGGUGGAUAUAUAAAGUAAAGUAUAAGUCCUCAGGUGAAGUUGAGAGAUUUAAAGCAAGAUUAGUAGCAAAAGGUUAUGGACAAAAAGAAGGCAUUGAUUACCAAGAAACAUUCUCUCCUAUUGUGAAGAUGGAGACA
Messenger RNA from Capsicum annuum, 390 nucleotides. RefSeq lists its product as uncharacterized. Lineage: Eukaryota; Viridiplantae; Streptophyta; Magnoliopsida; Solanales; Solanaceae. The transcript has a single exon. The annotation marks the transcript as partial. The record is from RefSeq and is a predicted model, not a curated record.